Eremothecium gossypii ATCC 10895 is the source of this 2454-nucleotide messenger RNA. RefSeq names its product NEDD4 family E3 ubiquitin-protein ligase (gene RSP5). Gene Ontology annotation, molecular function: ubiquitin protein ligase activity; protein binding. The record is from RefSeq and is marked provisional. The coding region runs from base 1 to 2454 and encodes 817 amino acids. Lineage: Eukaryota; Fungi; Ascomycota; Saccharomycetes; Saccharomycetales; Saccharomycetaceae. Gene Ontology annotation, biological process: ubiquitin-dependent protein catabolic process. The transcript has a single exon.
AUGUCGAUAACUGUUAAGCUAGUUGCGGCAGAGUCGCUAUACAAGAGGGACGUGUUCCGGUCGCCGGACCCGUUUGCGGUGCUGACGAUCGAUGGGUCGCAAACCAAGUCGACGGCGGCGAAGAAGAAGACGUUGAACCCGUACUGGAACGAGACGUUCACGUUCUCGGGGGUGACGGAGAACUCGAUUUUGACGAUCCAGGUAUUCGACCAGAAGAAGUUCAAGAAGAAGGACCAGGGCUUUCUUGGCGUGAUAAAUGUGCGCGUGGGCGACGUGCUCGGGCACCUUGACGAGGACACGGCGAGCGGUAGCCGGCGCCGCGAGGAGACGAUCACGCGCGACCUCAAGCGCUCGAACGAUGGGAUGAAUGUGAGCGGUCGGCUAAUAGUCGUUUUGUCCAAUGUCGGCGAGGAAGGGCCCUCGGCGAGCGCGGGCGGGGGGUUGCACCCGGAUAUGGCGAACGGGCCGUCGGGCGCGCUUGCUGCGAGCUCUUCGCGCGGGUCUGCGUCUCCCAUGCAGUGGGGGCACGAGGAAGUGGUUGCCGGGGCCUCUCAGGGCACCCUACAGCACAACGGCCUGCCUGCCUCUGCUGCGCUUGCGCCUGGCAGCAGCAUUAAUAGCAGCAGUCACCAUAAUAUCGCUAACGGCAGCGGCGUCGCUGCAGACGGUAGUCGUACGAAUCGGCAGUAUUCGUCCUUUGAGGAUCAGUAUGGCCGCUUGCCUCCUGGCUGGGAAAGAAGGACAGACAAUUUUGGCCGUACCUACUAUGUUGAUCAUAACACAAGAACUACCACAUGGAAACGCCCCACUUUAGAUCAGACGGAGUCGGAACGCGGAGACCAGCUUACCGCUAACACGGAGCUUGAGCGUCGACAGCACAGAGGCCGUACGCUUCCGGGAGGCGCAACUGACAGUGGCGGUAUUACUGUCCAGACAAGUGCUUCAGCGACGCCUGCUGUGAAUGGUGCAGCAGCAGCAGCAUUCGCGGUCACGGGGGCGACUACUUCUGGUUUGGGGGAGCUUCCACCGGGAUGGGAACAGAGAUACACACCUGAAGGCCGGGCGUAUUUCGUUGACCAUAACACUAGGACUACCACCUGGGUAGAUCCCAGGAGGCAACAGUACAUUCGGACCUACGGGCCAUCUAAUAAUACCAUCCAGCAACAACCCGUUUCGCAGCUCGGUCCAUUGCCUUCUGGCUGGGAGAUGAGGCUAACCAAUACGGCAAGAGUUUAUUUUGUUGAUCAUAAUACCAAGACUACGACGUGGGACGACCCUCGUCUUCCAUCAUCGUUGGAUCAAAAUGUUCCUCAGUACAAGCGUGACUUUAGACGUAAGGUUAUCUACUUCAGGUCGCAGCCCUCAUUGAGGAUAUUGCCAGGCCAAUGUCAUAUUAGGGUCCGCCGAAAGAAUAUCUUUGAAGAUGCUUAUCAGGAGAUAAUGAGACAGUCACCAGAUGAUUUAAAGAAAAGGCUAAUGAUCAAGUUCGAUGGGGAAGAGGGUCUAGACUACGGUGGCGUGAGCAGAGAAUUCUUUUUCUUAUUGUCGCACGAGAUGUUCAAUCCAUUCUACUGUCUAUUCGAGUAUUCUUCGCAUGAUAAUUACACCAUCCAAAUUAACCCCAACAGUGGUAUCAACCCUGAACACUUGAACUACUUCAAGUUCAUUGGUAGGGUUGUUGGUUUGGGUGUAUUCCACAGAAGGUUCUUGGAUGCGUUCUUCGUGGGUGCUCUAUACAAGAUGAUGCUUCGCAAGAAGGUUGUCCUACAGGAUAUGGAAGGCGUGGACUCGGAAGUCUACAAUUCUCUGAAGUGGAUUCUCGAGAAUAGUAUAGCUGGCAUUUUGGAUCUAACAUUUAGCGCGGACGACGAACGGUUUGGAGAGGUGGUUACAGUCGACCUAAAGCCAAAUGGUAGAAAUAUUGAUGUUACUGAUGAUAACAAAAAGGAAUAUGUGGAGUUAUUCACACAAUGGAAAAUUUGCAGCAGGGUGGAAGAUCAAUUUAAGGCGUUCAUUGACGGCUUCAAUGAGUUGAUUCCAGAAGAUUUGGUUAAUGUCUUCGAUGAGCGCGAGUUAGAGUUGUUAAUCGGCGGUAUUGCCGAAAUUGAUGUUGAAGACUGGAAGAAGCAUACAGAUUACCGUGGCUACCAAGAAUCUGACGAAGUCAUUAAGUGGUUCUGGAAGUGUAUCUCAGAAUGGGAUAAUGAGCAGAAAGCUCGUUUACUACAGUUUACCACCGGUACUUCUCGGAUUCCAGUCAAUGGUUUUAAGGAUUUACAGGGUUCAGACGGCCCGAGAAGGUUUACCAUUGAAAAGGCAGGUGAGGUGCAGCAACUACCAAAGUCGCAUACAUGCUUUAACAGGGUAGAUUUGCCAGCCUAUCACGAUUAUGAUACUUUGAAACAGAAGUUAACUUUAGCUGUUGAAGAAACGAUAGGUUUUGGUCAGGAAUAA